Nematocida parisii ERTm1 is the source of this 744-nucleotide messenger RNA. RefSeq lists its product as uncharacterized. NCBI's taxonomy places the organism in Eukaryota, Fungi, Microsporidia. Gene Ontology annotation, biological process: DNA replication-dependent chromatin assembly; CENP-A containing chromatin assembly. Gene Ontology annotation, molecular function: histone binding. The transcript has a single exon. The coding region runs from base 1 to 744 and encodes 247 amino acids. Gene Ontology annotation, cellular component: nucleoplasm. The record is from RefSeq and is a predicted model, not a curated record.
AUGGAUGCACUUCUACAGGAAAUACAGACUGAAUAUGAAGAUAUACAGAAAGCAAGGUUAUUAAUGGUUCAGAGUGACUUUAUAAGGGCAUCUGAGAUUUAUUCCGAGGUUCUAUCAAAAAUGGCUGAAAAAGAAAGGGAGGACAGCCUUAAAAUGUCUGUUGUGUAUUUAGAGUACUCUAAGUGUUUAUUUUUGUCAAAUGACAAGCUAGUAAUAAACCCAGAACUAGAAGAGGACAACAAUUAUUUAGAAGAUUUAAGCAUUGCGUGGGAGUUAUUAGAAAUAGCUAAGAACACUUUUAGAUCUCACAACUUUACUAAUGAGCUAAUAAAGGUGCACAUUCUUCUGAGUGAUAUUGCGCAGGAGACGAACAAUUUCACAGAUGCACUGGAAGAUCUCUUAUCUGCAUUUUCUCUUAUAAAAGAGCAGAAUAGCACAGAUUCUAGACUGCCAGAUAUUUCAUUGCGCAUUGCCUUUGCAUAUGAAGCAUUGGAUAACAAAGAGAUGGCAAUCCGCACACUAGAAAGUAUCAUUGAGCUUAUAAGCACUGAGGCUGCAACAAAAGAAACUGCUGAGAUAAUUGAGGAGGUUAGGCAGAAGAUAGAUGAAAUAAAGCACCCAGAGAAAUACAAGGUGGAUGUAAAGCAGGUACAGAGUAAGAUUGACAGUACCCAGCCAGUGCAAAAGAUAAAAAUCACCAAGUCGGAAGCACCAUCAAACUCAUCUUCUAAGAAUACAGAAUAA